CGGCGAGGGAGCCGCUGGAGAACGGGAGAGGGGCUGCUGCCCGCUUUGCUGUUGUGCUGCUGCUGCUGUCGGGCGGCGCCGGAGCGGCUCCGCUACGCUAUUCCCGAGGAGCUGAGCAGCGGCUCGCUGGUGGGGCCGCUGGCGCGGGACCUGGGGCUGAGUCCGGCCGAGCUGCCGGCGCGUCAGCUGCGGCUCAGCUCGGAAAGGCGCUACUUCGCCGUGAACGGGGAGAACGGGAACCUGUACGUGAGCGAGAGGCUGGACCGGGAGGAGCUGUGCGGCGAGUCGGCGUCCUGUGCCGUCAGCUUCGAGGCGGUGGUGCAGAACCCGCUCAACGUCUUCCAUGUCGAAGUGGCCAUCCACGACGUUAACGACAACGCUCCGCGCUUCAUGCGAGACAGCAUCCAGCUGGAGAUCAACGAGUUCACUCCUCCCGGUGCCCGCUUUGCCGUCGGGGUUGCCGAAGAUCCGGACGUGGGCUCGAACUCGCUGCAGGGCUAUGAGCUGGAGGACAACCAGUACUUUGCGCUGGAGGUGAAGCAAAGCGAGGAAGGCAGCAAGUUCGCGGAGCUGGUGCUGCGCCACGCUCUGGAUCGAGAGCGCGAGCAAAGCCUGCGUCUGGUGCUAACGGCCCUGGACGGCGGCGAUCCUCCCCGGAGCGGCACCGCCCAGCUCCUCAUCAACGUCACCGACGCCAACGACAACGCUCCUGUGUUCGCGCAGGAGCGGUACCGGGUGAGCCUGCGCGAGAACGUGCCGCCGGGCUCCGUGGUGCUGCACAUCUCGGCUACCGAUGGCGAUGAGGGCAGCAACGCCCGCAUCACGUACGGCUUCGGAGAAAUGCCGGCCAAAGUGCUGCAGAAGUUCGCGGUGAACGCCGAGAACGGGACGGUAACGCUGCGGGAGGCGCUGGAUUUCGAGGACACGCGGAGCUACACGGUGCUGGUGGAGGCGCGGGACGGGGGCGGGCUGGUGGCUCACUGCAAGGUGCAGCUGGAGGUGCUGGACGUGAACGACAACGCGCCCGAGGUGACGCUGACGUCCGUGUCGAGCCCAGUGCCCGAGGACGCGCCGCCCGGCACCGUCGUGGCGCUGCUAAAAGUGCGGGACCGAGACUCCGGGGAGAACGGGCGGGUGCGGUGCGAGCUGUCAGGAGAGGCGCCGGUGCAGAUCGUGGCAUCUUCGGGCGGCUCCUACAAAGUGGUGACGGCGGGCGCCUUGGACCGGGAGCGGGCGUCCGAGCACCGGGUGACGGUGAUCGCCACGGACGGGGGCAGCCCGGCGCUGUCGAGCCGCGCGGAUCUGGUGCUGGAGGUGUCGGAC
This is a messenger RNA of Meleagris gallopavo (turkey), 1323 nucleotides long. Lineage: Eukaryota; Metazoa; Chordata; Aves; Galliformes; Phasianidae. The record is from RefSeq and is a predicted model, not a curated record.